Molecule: messenger RNA, 2556 nt
Organism: Homarus americanus (American lobster)
Lineage: Eukaryota; Metazoa; Arthropoda; Malacostraca; Decapoda; Nephropidae
Product: trichohyalin-like
Exons: 4
Coding region: 1-2556 (851 amino acids)
Source: RefSeq, a predicted model, not a curated record
AUGAACCAGCUUCAGGUCUCGCUGGAGUAUCAACAAACAGACCGUUCAAGGUGUCCAGGACUUGAAGCUAAGAGACAAAAUCAUUCAAUAGUGAAGCAUGAACAACUGGAAGCUAAGAGACAAAAUCAUUCAUUAGUGAAGCGUGAACAACUGGAAGCUAAGAGACAAGAUCUUUCAUUAGUGAAGCGUGAACAACUGGAAGCUAAGAGACAAAAUCAUUCAUUAGUGAAGCGUGAACAACUGGAAGCUAAGAGACAAAAUCAUUCAUUAGUGAAGCGUGAACAACUGGAAGCUAAAAGACAAAAUCUUUCAUCAGUGAAGCAUGAACAACUGGAAGCUAAGAGACAAAAUCAUUCAUUAGUGAAGCGUGAACAACUGGAAGCUAAGAGACAAAAUCAUUCAUUAGUGAAGCGUGAACUGGAAGCUAAAAGACAAAAUCUUUCAUCAGUGAAGCAUGAACAACUGGAAGCUAAGAGACAAAAUCAUUCAUUAGUGAAGCUGAAGCAUGAACAACUGGAAGCUAAAAGACAAAAUCUUUCAUCAGUGAAGCGUGAACAACUGGAAGCUAAGAGACAAAAUCUUUCAUCAGUGAAGCGCGAACAACUGGAAGCUAAGAGACAAAAUCUUUCAUCAGUGAAGCGUGAACGACUGGAAUCUAAGAGACAAAAUCUUUCAUUAGUGAAGCGUGAACAACUGGAAUCUAAGAGACAAAAUCAUUCAUUAGUGAAGCAUGAACAACUGGAAGCUAAGAGACAAAAUCAUUCAUUAGUGAAGCAUGAACAACUGGAAGCUAAGAGACAAGAUCUUUCAUCAGUGAAGCGUGAACAACUGGAAGCUAAAAGACAAAAUCUUUCAUCAGUGAAGCGUGAACAACUGGAAUCUAAGAGACAAAAUCAUUCAUUAGUGAAGCGUGAACAACUGGAAGCUAAGAGACAAGAUCUUUCAUCAGUGAAGCGUGAACAACUGGAAGCUAAGAGACAAAAUCUUUCAUCAGUGAAGCGUGAACAACUGGAAUCUAAGAGACAAAAUCAUUCAUUAGUGAAGCAUGAACAACUGGAAUCUAAGAGACAAAAUCAUUCAUUAGUGAAGCGUGAACAACUGGAAGCUAAGAGACAAAAUCUUUCAUCAGUGAAGCGUGAACAACUGGAAGCUAAGAGACAAGAUCUUUCAUCAGUGAAGCGUGAACAACUGGAAGCUAAGAGACAAAAUCUUUCAUCAGUGAAGCGUGAACAACUGGAAGCUAAGAGACAAAAUCUUUCAUUAGUGAAGCGUGAACAACUGGAAGCUAAAAGACAAAAUCUUUCAUCAGUGAAGCAUGAACAACUGGAAGCUAAGAGACAAGUUCUUUCAUCAGUGAAGCGUGAACAACUGGAAGCUAAAAGACAAAAUCUUUCAUUAGUGAAGCGUGAACAACUGGAAGCUAAGAGACAAGAUCUUUCAUUAGUGAAGCGUGAACAACUGGAAGCUAAAAGACAAAAUCUUUCAUUAGUGAAGCGUGAACAACUGGAAGCUAAGAGACAAGAUCUUUCAUUAGUGAAGCGUGAACAACUGGAAGCUAAGAAACAAAAUCUUUCAUCAGUGAAGCGUGAACAACUGGAAGCUAAGAGACAAGAUCUUUCAUUAGUGAAGCGUGAACAACUGGAAGCUAAGAAACAAAAUCUUUCAUCAGUGAAGCGUGAACAACUGGAAGCUAAGAGACAAGAUCUUUCAUCAGUGAAGCGUGAACAACUGGAAGCUAAGAAACAAAAUCUUUCAUCAGUGAAGCGUGAACAACUGGAAGCUAAGAGACAAGAUCUUUCAUUAGUGAAGCGUGAACAACUGGAAGCUAAGAAACAAAAUCUUUCAUCAGUGAAGCGUGACAACUGGAGCUUAAGACAAAAUCAUUCAUUAGUGAAGCUGAAGCGUGAACAACUGGAAGCUAAGAGACAAAAUCAUUCAUUAGUGAAGCGUGAACAACUGGAAGCUAAAAGACAAAAUCUUUCAUCAGUGAAGCGUGAACAACUGGAAGCUAAGAGACAAAAUCUUUCAUUAGUGAAGCGUGAACAACUGGAAGCUAAGAGACAAGAUCUUUCAUUAGUGAAGCGUGAACAACUGGAAGCUAAGAGACAAAAUCAUUCAUUAGUGAAGCGUGAACAACUGGAAGCUAAGAGACAAGAUCUUUCAUUAGUGAAGCGUGAACAACUGGAAGCUAAGAGACAAAAUCUUUCAUUAGUGAAGCGUGAACAACUGGAAGCUAAGAGACAAGAUCUUUCAUUAGUGAAGCGUGAACAACUGGAAGCUAAGAGACAAGAUCUUUCAUUAGUGAAGCGUGAACAACUGGAAGCUAAGAAACAAAAUCUUUCAUCAGUGAAGCGUGAACACACUCCCAUGAACACCUCCAUAUCAACAGUGUUCACCUCCUCUUAUAAAACGUUCACUGGGCUACACUUUAAGCCUCGGGUGUUCAUAGUUCAAGGUCUUGGUCGAGGGUUCAUAACAUUUCAUAAAGAAGCUUCCAUUUGGAGAUUACCUCGAGCCUUUAGAAAGAGUAUUCAAACAGCUUUUCCUGGUUCUUGA